Molecule: messenger RNA, 1788 nt
Organism: Callorhinchus milii (elephant shark)
Lineage: Eukaryota; Metazoa; Chordata; Chondrichthyes; Chimaeriformes; Callorhinchidae
Gene: nob1
Product: NIN1 (RPN12) binding protein 1 homolog
Exons: 9
Coding region: 25-1347 (440 amino acids)
Biological process (GO): maturation of SSU-rRNA; ribosomal small subunit biogenesis
Cellular component (GO): preribosome, small subunit precursor
Molecular function (GO): RNA endonuclease activity
Source: RefSeq, a predicted model, not a curated record
GAUUGGCCGCCUCCUGCACCCAAGAUGGCGGCCGGCGCGGUGGAUCACGUCGUGGCGGACGCCGGAGCUUUCUUGAAGAACGCGCCGCUGCAGGAGAUUGGAAAAAAUAUCUACACGUUGAAGGAAGUUGUAAAUGAAAUAAGGGAUAAGGAAACUAAACGGAGACUGGCAGUAUUACCAUACCAACUUACUUUCAAAGAACCAUUCCCAGAAUAUAUCCGACAAGUGACUGAGUUUUCCAAGAAAACUGGAGACUAUCCCAGUCUCUCUGCGACUGACAUUAAAGUCUUGGCACUGACCUGUCAGCUUGAGACAGAAUUUGUGGGAUCAGACCAUUUGAAGAAAGAACCAGAACGAAAUAUUCAAGUAAAUAGCACAUUGCAACACCCAGAGGCUCCAGUCAAUGUUGUUGGCUUCCACUUACCAUCUAAGCAACGACUAGAGAAAGACUACCCAAAGCGAGAUGGUGCAGUAUAUUCAGAUUCAGCUUCUGAUUCCACCAACAAAAAACGUGCCAAUGAGCAGUUGGCAUCUAAAUUCAACAGCUUUCAGUUUUGGAGAUGUCCACUCCCAAAUAUUGAAGCAGAUCUGCUAGAUAUCCUGAAGCUGCAGGCUUCCUGCAUUUCUGGAGAGAGACAAUUGGGUGCAGAUCAAGAUCAGAAAGAACUGGGUGAGGAAGAUGAUGGUGAUGAUGAAGAUGAUGCCGACGAUGAUGAUGAUGGUGGUGGAUGGAUAACCCCUAGUAACAUCCAUCAGCUAUGCCAGGGUGUGGGUUCUCCUGAAGUAGCGGCAAAUGUCAAAGUUGGUUGUAUCACUACCGAUUUUGCCAUGCAGAAUGUCCUUAUUCAGAUGAGGCUUCACGUGAUUUCAGUAAAUGGAAUGCUUAUACGACAAGCUAGGAAUUACAUUCUUCGCUGUCAUGCAUGUUUCAAGACCACUACCAACAUGACCAAGGUAUUCUGUCCAAACUGUGGCAACAAGACGUUGAAGAAGGUCGCAGUGACUGUGAAUGAGGACGGAAGCCUUUGCAUGCACUUGUCCAAGAACCCUAAGGUCCUAAACCCACGAGGAUUGAGGCAUUCUCUCCCAUUACCACAAGGUGGGAAGCACGCUCGUAAUCCAUUCUUGACUGAAGAUCAGAACUUUCCUCAGCAACGUCUCUCCAGAAAAGCAAGAAAGAAGACCAAUGUCUUUGACCCAAAUUACAGCGCCAAUGCUUCCCCAUUUGUUGAUAAUGACAUCAAUAGCAGAGCAGCUCAACUAAACAUUCGGGACAACAGCUUUGGAGCUGGAAGGCAGAGAAUGAACCCAAAUGCUGCGACGAAAAAAUUUGUUAAGAAGAAAUAAAAAAAAUUGCAACCUAGUAUUUUCGGUACCUCACAAAGGCUUUUUGAUGAAAGAAGUGUAUUUUAUAAAACUAUUUAUGUAUUAAAUAUGCAGAGACAGUGAGAGCUAUGGAAGUUUAUUAUUGAAUGUCUGCUUUAACAGCUCAAGACAUAUGAUUAACCUGGUACCUGACCCAGCUGCUCUGAAGCUAGUUAUCUUGCAUCUACUUGUGCUUUAUGAAAAGGGUAUAUUUAUUGUGCUGAUGGCGAAGGCUGGACUUGAAGCGCUUUGUCUGCUCCAAAUAGAUAGUCUUAUCUUAAAGCAUUUUAGCUGUCUCUUAAAUAACUUUUCAUCUAUAUAAUUACUUCAGAAGACUCUGGGUUGCAUUUUAAAAAUGUCAUGUACAAACGUGAAUACAUUUACACUGAUAUUCACUAAAAAUGAAUAAAAUGACUAAACAAA